AUGUUCGAUUCUCAUAGAAAAUCACGACCCCAUGGUCGUGCAAGACCUAGACCUAGUUGGCUUUCUGUUUUAGCCUCUUCUCUGUAUGCUUCAUCUGUUGCGGGAGUAGUUUCCGCGAAUAAUGUGCUGUCGCAUCAUGACCACGAAAAUCGAGUGUACUUUGCUGUCGAAUUACACGAUGUAGUUGACCCAGCUUCUUUCUCCUCAAAGUACGCUGAUAGCCAUAACUGGACUUUCGAACAGCCUCUGGGCUCACUUAAAAAUCAUUAUCUCUUUUCAGUAGAAAAAGACGCUGCUAGUAAAGAUUUGUUGCACAAUAUGGGUGCUGGUCAUACCCAUCCAAACCACCAUUUAGAAGGCAAACUAUGGCAUAAUAGCGUACAGACAGACGAGUCGAUUCAUAAACGACGUUUGGAUCACCAUCAGGAACUGGUUGUAGAUGGGUUGAAGUCGCUUCAAGUGCUCGUUCCUCAUAGUCUCUCCAAAAGACUGCCAAUUCCAGUACCCGCACCUCCAGUUGAUUCGUCUCUCCAGGUCAUCCAAGACGCCAUGGACUACCUCCAAAUCAGUGAUCCUCUAUUCCCCAAACAAUGGCAUUUGAUAAACCCCAUUCAGCCUGGUCAUGAUAUUAAUGUCACAGGCGUGUGGUACCAAAACGUCACUGGUAAGGGUAUAGCAGUGGCAGUUGUCGAUGACGGUCUGGAUAUGGACCAUCCAGAUCUCCAAGCAAAUUAUUUUGCCGACGGAUCUUGGGAUUUCAACGACAAAGGACCUGACCCAAGACCUAGAUUGGCUGAUGACCAUCAUGGUACCAGAUGUUGUGGUGAGAUUGCUGCGGUUCGGAAUGAAGCAUGUGGUGUGGGUAUAGCAUAUGAUUCUAAGAUUGCCGGAAUUCGAAUCUUGUCUAAACAGAUUUCCGAAGCCGAAGAAGCACUUGCUUUAAAUUACGGCAUGGACAAAAACGACAUCUACUCGUGUUCAUGGGGACCUCCGGAUGAUGGAAUUGCCAUGGCAGCUCCUGGACUGGUAGUCAAACAGGCCAUUCUAAAUGGAGUUCAGAAUGGCCGUAAUAAACUGGGUAGUUUAUUUGUAUUUGCAUCGGGUAAUGGUGCUGCCAACGGAGACAACUGUAAUUUCGAUGGUUAUACAAACAGCAUUUACUCGAUCACAGUGGCUGCUAUUGAUAGACAGGGCAUGCACCCAUUCUACUCGGAAGCGUGUAGUGCCAAUAUGGUAGUCACUUAUAGUUCAGGAUCAAGCGAUAAGAUUGUGACUACUGAUGUUCAUGGUCUGUGUACAGACCAACACGGUGGUACUUCGGCGGCUGCACCCAUUGCAGCCGGUAUUUUUGCUCUUGUAUUAGAGGUAAGACCAGAUUUGACAUGGCGUGACCUUCAAUACCUGGCAAUGGACACUGCUGUUCCAGUAAAUAUUCAUGAACCAGGCUGGCAGAAAACCAGUAUCGGAAAACAGUUUCACCAUAAAUAUGGUUAUGGUAAGCUUGAUACGUAUGCCAUUGUCGAACGAGCUAAGACCUGGCAAGUGGUUAAACCACAAAGUUGGUUCUUUUCACCCAAGGCCGUUGUCAAUGGAGCCAUAAAGUUUGAUCCUGAUGGAGCCAAUGGAGGAUCCAAGUCGCUCAUCAGUGUCACUGCAGACGAACUCAGUAAAGCCAAUGUCGAGCGAAUCGAACACGUCAAUGUGCUGGUCAAUAUUAGACAUAUCAAUCGUGGUUCGUUGACAGUGGUGUUGACCAGUCCAGACGGAGUCAAAUCAGAACUGGCUGCUCCUAGAAUCAAAGACCAGUCUGCUGAUGGUAUUGUUGACUGGACGUUCAUGAGCGUUGCUCACUGGGGAGAGUCGGGUGUGGGUGACUGGCAGUUGCAUGUCUACAACAACAAAAAAGAGACUCUUGAUGGCGAAUUGGUUGACUGGACUCUAAAACUAUGGGGAGAAGCUAAAGAUGCCAGCAAAGCCAGACUGUUUAGUUUGGAUGAAGACAACAAACCCGAUAACGAAGUCACUCCUCCAGCCAGCACCUCUUCACCGGUCCCUGUUGAAUCAACAACUUCACCAUCACCACCUCCACCAGCAGAAACGACAGCUCCUGCUGCUGCUCCUCCACCUGCUGAAACAACAACUCAACCACCAUCAGAACCAUCUACAAACCCUGCUUCUGUUCCUGGUGCUCAAACCACUCCAACUACAACUGCAACAGCUACUAAAAAGCCAGGAGCUGACGACGAAAAAGUGCCAGUUAUCAGUUCGGCACCAUCUGCCACCACUUCAGCUGCUGCUACUGCAUCAGCUACUGCCACCCCGUCGUCUAUUUGGUCACUGAUCCCGACGUUCGGACUCACUGGCAAAACCCUCUCGUGGGUAUACGGAUCGAUUCUGAUUAUUGCCGGGUUCGUUCUCGGUGUCGUCAGUUACAUUUUCCUGUCACGAAGAAAAGACCUGCUUGCCAGACUCCGCGGUCGUCAAUCGAACUCUUCAUACGAAUUCGAUCUCAUUCCAUCUGCUGCUGAAGCAGAUGAAGAACGCGAACUUUUCGGAGUUGACGACAGCGACGAAAGUGACGACGAUGACGACCAUCACCACCACCCCGACGACGGAUUACCACCACGGUCGCCGAGUCCCAACCCCGACACCAAAACACAAAAAACCGGCCGCGGUAUCUACGACACAUACGCCAAAUCCAAAGAUGUCGAUGACGACACCGAGAUCUUCCGUGUCGACACCGACGUUAGCGACGACGACGACGACGACGAGGUCUCCCACGGGUCCACCAGCUCGUCAACGAACCAUGAUGCCGACAGCGACCAAACCCAACUGCUAUAA
This is a messenger RNA of Sugiyamaella lignohabitans, 2841 nucleotides long. It is a transcript of the gene KEX2, whose product is annotated as kexin KEX2. Bases 1 to 2841 code for a protein of 946 amino acids. The record is from RefSeq and is a predicted model, not a curated record. Gene Ontology annotation, biological process: protein processing. Gene Ontology annotation, cellular component: Golgi membrane; trans-Golgi network. NCBI's taxonomy places the organism in Eukaryota, Fungi, Ascomycota, Dipodascomycetes, Dipodascales, Trichomonascaceae. The transcript has a single exon. Gene Ontology annotation, molecular function: serine-type endopeptidase activity.